AUGAUGUAUUCGUCGAGGAGAAAGCCAGUCCUCUAUUUCAAAGAGGAGAGAAGGUUCCUGUCAGGGAAGUGCACGGUCUAUAAGCUGUUUGGCCUCUGCAUGCUCCUAGUGCUGGUCUCCCUCCUCUGGCUCCAGCUCAGCUGCUCGGGGGAAAUGUCUGGCGCCACAUUUCAAGAUGGCCGCCUCUCCCAGCAGCAUCCCCAGCAGCAGCCUUGCCCAGCCGACAGCCAUACGUCUUCCACGGACGACCCUUCCUGGGGCCCUCACAAGAUGGCCCUCAUCGUGCCCUUCAGGGAGCGCUUUGAGGAGCUGCUAGUGUUUGUUCCCUUCAUGCACACUUACCUCAACAAGAAGAAGAUCCGCCACAAAAUCUUCAUCAUCAACCAGAUGGACCAUUACAGGUUCAACCGAGCCUCUCUGAUAAACGUGGGUUACCUGGAGAGCGGCAAUGACACCGACUACCUGGCCAUGCAUGACGUGGACCUGCUGCCCCUCAAUGAAGCUCUGGACUACGGUUUUCCCGAUGAAGGGCCCUUCCACGUGGCCUCGCCGGAGCUACAUCCCCUCUACCACUACAAGACCUAUGUUGGGGGCAUCCUGCUCCUCACCAAAAAGCACUACCACAUGUGUAAUGGCAUGUCGAACCGAUUCUGGGGCUGGGGCCGCGAGGAUGACGAGUUCUACAGGAGGCUGAGGAAGGCUGAGUUGCAGCUUUUCCGUCCCAGUGGGAUAACGACGGGCUACAAGACGUUCCGCCACAUCCACGACCCCGCCUGGAGGAAGAGGGACCAGAAGAGAGUCGCCACACAGAAACAGGAGCAGUUUAAAGUGGAUCCGGAGGGAGGGCUGACCAAUCUGCUGUACCAGGUGGAGUCCAGGCAGGAGCUGACCAUCAGCGGGGCGCCAUGCACCAUCAUCAACACCAAGCUGGAUUGUGACCAGGUCCAGACGCCGUGGUGUCUCCUAGUGUAGGGGGGGAUGGACAGACGGAUGUGGACCCCCGACACCCCCCCUCCCCUGCCCCCACGGCUGACCAUGACAACACGAGGGGUUUGACCCCUGUGAUGACUAAGCUCCCUUUCUUCUUCUUAUCAUUAUUGUUAUUAUUCCUUUUUUUAAACUGGUAGUGCCAAACAAAAGGGAAACACUGGUCACAGUUGUAGUUGUUGCUAGAAGUCAGUUUAAAUCAGCCCUCUUAAACCAAAACUUAGGAAAAAAAAUUCAACUUUGAACUUCUAACA
Molecule: messenger RNA, 1241 nt
Organism: Lampris incognitus (smalleye Pacific opah)
Lineage: Eukaryota; Metazoa; Chordata; Actinopteri; Lampriformes; Lampridae
Gene: b4galt7
Product: xylosylprotein beta 1,4-galactosyltransferase, polypeptide 7 (galactosyltransferase I)
Exons: 6
Coding region: 1-972 (323 amino acids)
Biological process (GO): carbohydrate metabolic process; proteoglycan biosynthetic process
Molecular function (GO): xylosylprotein 4-beta-galactosyltransferase activity
Source: RefSeq, a predicted model, not a curated record